AUGGAGUCUCACUCGGCAUCUAAAGAGCAGACAGCAGACGACAGAAGGUCGAGCCCGAGCCGCUCCAUUACCUCGUCCCAGAGCGCCACCAUAACUCUGUCAGAUGUCACAUCACUGGCGAUACCGCCGUCCCACUCUCCGUCCUCGUCUUCGUCAUCGCUGUCGGACGAGAAGGGAUACGCUUGCCAGAAACCCCCAACGGUCGAGUGGGCCCGAGGCGAGGGGUUCUGGAGAUGCUUCAUUGCCGUGUGCGUUCCCAUCCUGCUCUCGGCAUUCGAAGGGAGCGUGGUCAGCACGGCACUACCGACCAUCUCACAAGCGCUAAACCUCGGCCCCGACUCGUCGUGGGUGGCGACGGCGUUCCUGCUCGCCUCCAUCGUGUGCCAGCCCCUCUACGGACAGCUGGCCGACAUCUGGGGCCGGCGGCACCUGAUGAUGGUGGCCGUGGUGCUGUUCGGCAUCGGCAGCGCCAUCUCUGGGGCGGCAAUUAGCGGCGCCAUGCUCAUCUUCGGCCGCAUCACCCAGGGCAUGGGGUCGGGGGGCAUUGACCUGUUCGCCGAGCUAAUCCUCUGCGACAUCAUCCCCCUGAAGCGGAGAGGCCAUUACGUGGCCAUCAAGGCCGCCGUGUACGCGCUGGGGACGACGGUCGGGCCUGUCCUCGGUGGUGUCUUUGCCGAGACGAGCUGGCGGUGGUGCUUCGGCGUCAACAUCCCCGUCUGUGUUGCGGCUCUGGUCAUGAUAUGGUGCUGGCUUCAGGUCAACACUGGCCAGCGCUGGGACGAAGUGCCUAUCUUGGAGCGGAUAAAGUGCAUCGAUUUCACGGGCAUCGGUCUGCUGACGGCCUCGGUUGUCCUGGUGCUCUUCGCCCUGACCUCGGGAGGCGCGGCCUACUCGUGGUCUUCGCCGGCGGUUGCGGGAACCGUGGCUCUCGGUUCGUCGGGCAUCGUCGUCUUUGCCGCGUGGGAACGCUGCCGGUGGUGCGCACACCCCAUCAUGGCGCCGCACGUCUUCUCGAAUCGCACCACCAUUGCCGGGUUUGUCGUCACGGUGCUGCACGGAUUCGUCACGUACGGUUUCCAGUUCUACCUACCGCCCUUUUUCCAAGCCGUCAUGGGCUCGUCGCCCACCGAGUCCGGCGUGCUCAUCUUGCCUUGCACAUUGACGAUUGUGGUCAUCGCUGCCGCCGGUGGGCCGUUGCUGGCCAGGUUUGGAAAAUACCGACUGAUGCACCAGGCCGGCUUUGUUCUGAUGGCCGUCGGCUUUCUACUCUGCACCGUCUUCGAUCAAGCAGACUCGGUAGCCUUGUGGAUAAUGUUCUCCUUCUUGGUCGGCAUCGGCUCUGGCAUCAUUGUCUCGACGACGUUGCCCACCGUCCUGGUCGAGCUGACCGACAGAGAGAACGCUGCGGCAACGGGCUCGUGGGCAUUCCUUCGUGGCCUGGGUUCUCUCCUUGGCGUCGCCGUCCCCAAUGCCGCCUUCAAUGCUCAGUUCUCAACCACGUUGCAGACCAUUCACAGCGCGGCCGCUCAGGACCAGCUGAGAGGCGGCCGUGCCUACGAGCAUGCAACGGCGGCUUUUGUUUCGAGGUUCGGCCCGCAGGUCAAGACAGAGAUCAUUUCGGCAUUUUCGUCGAGUCUGAGAGUGACGUGGAUUGUUUUCUUGGUUCUCUCUUGCGUUGGCAUUGCAAUCACUUUCUUGGAGAGACAGGUCAAGCUGAGGAAGGGACUGGACAGUGACUACGAUCUGAAGGCAAAAGGCGACAGUGAGUUUUGA
This is a messenger RNA of Lasiosphaeria miniovina, 1773 nucleotides long. RefSeq names its product major facilitator superfamily domain-containing protein. The coding region runs from base 1 to 1773 and encodes 590 amino acids. Gene Ontology annotation, biological process: transmembrane transport. Lineage: Eukaryota; Fungi; Ascomycota; Sordariomycetes; Sordariales; Lasiosphaeriaceae. Gene Ontology annotation, molecular function: transmembrane transporter activity. The transcript has a single exon. Gene Ontology annotation, cellular component: plasma membrane. The record is from RefSeq and is a predicted model, not a curated record.